CCCGAAAAUAAGCGGAACCCAUUCGAAACUUGUUUUAAAACAACCCGCCUUGUAUCCCUCGGUUUUGCGAAACCCUAGAAUUACCUCAGCGACGCAGCCUGGUGUAGGUAUCCCUUCAGCAUCUACUCUCCAGUUAGGACAAUGGCAGUUGCAGAGGCUGCUUGCACUUACGCGGCCGUCAUACUCCAUGAUGAUGGCAUUUCUAUCACUGCUGAGAAGAUCGCAACAUUGGUUAAAGCUGCUGGUGUGGAUGUUCAGUCAUAUUGGCCAGGUUUGUUUGCAAAGCUUGCUGAGAAGCGGAACCUGGCGGAUCUCAUAAUGAAUGUAGUAGCUGGUGGUGGUGGUGCAGUAGCAGUUGCAGCUGCCCCGGCUGCUGCUGGUGGUGCUCCUGCUGCUGCGGCUCCUGCUGCUGAGGAGAAGAAGAAGGAAGAACCCGCUGAGGAGAGUGACGAUGAUAUGGGAUUCAGCCUGUUCGAUUAGGAUCUCAUUUUAUUUUAAUUUGGUCCAGUGCCUCUUUUUGUGAUUUUGUAGUUUCCCAUCAAAUCUUUUUGGUAGUUGUUAAGUGACUUGAUAUUAGUAUUUGUGAACUAAAGGUUAUGAGGUUUAUUCACAAUGUUGAUUGCUACCUGAUAUAUAUGUAUUUUAGGCUCUCUUCGAGUUUUAUUAAAUAACUUUUAUUAUCCAUUA
Molecule: messenger RNA, 687 nt
Organism: Tripterygium wilfordii
Lineage: Eukaryota; Viridiplantae; Streptophyta; Magnoliopsida; Celastrales; Celastraceae
Product: 60S acidic ribosomal protein P1-3-like
Exons: 4
Coding region: 142-480 (112 amino acids)
Biological process (GO): translational elongation; cytoplasmic translation
Cellular component (GO): ribosome; cytosolic large ribosomal subunit
Molecular function (GO): structural constituent of ribosome; protein kinase activator activity; ribonucleoprotein complex binding
Source: RefSeq, a predicted model, not a curated record